Raphanus sativus (radish) is the source of this 973-nucleotide messenger RNA. RefSeq lists its product as uncharacterized. Gene Ontology annotation, molecular function: GTPase activity; GTP binding. The coding region runs from base 166 to 783 and encodes 205 amino acids. The transcript is spliced from 7 exons. The record is from RefSeq and is a predicted model, not a curated record. Gene Ontology annotation, biological process: intracellular protein transport; protein localization to organelle; Golgi to plasma membrane protein transport. NCBI's taxonomy places the organism in Eukaryota, Viridiplantae, Streptophyta, Magnoliopsida, Brassicales, Brassicaceae. Gene Ontology annotation, cellular component: Golgi apparatus.
CGGGUGUAGACCGAGUAAGGGUAGUUUUGUAGUUCUUCGACUUUUGAAGGUUUUUUUUUUUUCUGGAGAGUAGGAAGAAGAAGAAGGGGACGAUCGAAUCGAAGAAGAAAGACACGACACACACAGUUGAUUGUAAAAACGGUGAAAGCAAAGGAGGAGGAAGUGAUGUUUUCACUGAUGCAUGGACUGUGGACUCACAUGUUCAGCAAGACUGAGUUCCAUGUCCUCAUUCUUGGUAUCGACAAAGCUGGCAAGACGACCUUCUUGGAGAAGUUGAAGACGAUCUACUCAAUCUCUCAAGGUCUUCCGCAUGAUCGUAUUGUCCCCACUGUUGGCCUAAACAUUGGUCGUAUCGAACUCUCUAAUGCCAAAAUUGUGUUUUGGGACCUCGGCGGUCAGCCUGGUCUGCGUUCGAUUUGGGAGAAGUAUUAUGAAGAAGCACACGCAUUGAUAUAUUUGAUCGAUGCAGCUUGCCCUUCUCGCUUUGAAGAGUCUAAAUCUGCUCUAGAAAAAGCACUGCGGCAUGAGGAUUUGCAAGGAGCGCCUCUUUUGAUAUUGGCAAACAAGCAAGAUCUCUCAAAUGCUGUCUCGGCUGAGGAACUGGACCGAUACUUGGAUCUAAAGAAACUGGAUGAGAGGGUGUACAUGUUUGAAGCAGUUUCUGGAUAUGAUGGAAGAGGAAUCAAGGAAAGUGUAGAAUGGCUGGUGGGAGUGAUGGAGAGAAGCAAAAGAACCGAAACACUAAGAGCUCGUACCGGAUAUGUUCCUGUCCCAUCUUCCUAGACGUUUGAAGAGAUACUCAAGCCAACUAGCUUUCCCUGAGGAUGCAUUUUGUAGAUAGAAAACAAACCUGAAUCUUGCAUUACAUUGCGUUGGCAUGAUGAGUAGUAGUAAUCUUCUUUACUAUUGCCUUUUAAUUUUUCUCUUGUCACAAACUCAUGCCACUCAUCAAUUUUUUCAAAUGCAGUACUCA